AUUCUUUAGAUGUUAAUGCAUAUGGUAAUAAUAGCAAAUGUUAUAUUUUAUUAAUUAUUACAAAUGCAUUCUCAUAUGAAGAAAUUAAAGAAAGCCUGAAGAAACAAAUUCAACAAUUUUUGACAAACAAAAUGAACAUAAAAAUGAGCUUAUAUAAAACUGAUUUAGCAACUAAUAAGCCUGUUUAUUACUUAAAAGAUUUUAAGAAUAUGCUUUGGAAAUGGUUUUAUGAAGAAUAUUUGGAUAAUAUAAAACAUUCAAGUUUUUAUACACAUUUACAAGAAAAUUAA
Messenger RNA from Cetraspora pellucida, 290 nucleotides. NCBI's taxonomy places the organism in Eukaryota, Fungi, Glomeromycota, Glomeromycetes, Diversisporales, Gigasporaceae. The record is from the annotation of a GenBank genome assembly.